UCAAAAGGCAACGACAGCACACCCGUAAAGGCUAGCAAGGCAACGUAAGUAUACUGCUAUUAAUUCAAGCUGCUUUUGCUAAUCAUCCUUCUCCCUCCAUUCAUCCAGAUCGUGCAAUGAAUGCCGUCGACUAAAGCUGCGAUGCAGUAAAACGUGGCCAUGCGAUAUGUGUGUCAAAAGGAGGCUGGCACACCUAUGUCCAGACGGCGUUCAAAAGCGUGAUCGGCCCAAAUCAAUGCCUUCGAAAGGUCAACAAGCAAAUGGAACAGCUAGCACAUCUUACGAGCAAACUUCGUUCAACUCUAUAGAUGGUACUGAUGCAAAUCAAGCAAUGUGGACCAGAUUGUCUAGCGUAGAACAGAAGCUAGACCUUCUUUUAGCCGAUCGAGGAUUACAGCCUACAUCAUCUCGUCAAACCAGCUCUGGCUUGCAUGAUCUGGCUAAUAUAGCUUCAGAUUACAGUCGUAUAGCAAAAGAGACAUCCUCUCCCGGACAGGGACAAGGCCAAUUGGCAGUACAUGCAGAUGGUCGAUCUUCGUACGUCGGUCCACAUGCUCAUUCGGUCUACUUGACCAAAGAAGGUUUAACGUCUUCAUCGCGUGCCGUUUCUCCCACUCAAUUGCCCUCUCAAUCACGACCAGGCUCACCAACACCGGUCGACUUUGAUGCGAUCGGCCAAAAGAAGCGAAAUGAUGACGACACAUCACCCUUCGACACACUUACCCCAUCCAACUCCGAAUCUUUCUCUUCUCUCAUGGCUUGGGCAACUCCUGGCUUUCGAUCUCCGCAUUCUUCCGUUGCCAUUUGGAAUCACUUAUCGCCCAUGCUUCCCGACAUAACGACAGCAAGUCGUCUUGUGAAUGUCUAUUAUGCAUCUGUUGGGUUCAUGCACGACUUCAUUCCUCGUGAAGAAUUUGAUAAAGAGAUAUGGCCAAUCUUCUACAGCAAUGGAAAUAAGACUACACAACCGCCUGCAAAGUUUCAAGCUCACAAGAUGGCGCUGCUUUUCGCAAUAUUGGCUUUGGGCGUGCUUCUGGAUGUCAGUAGACCACAACGUGAUCCUGCUGGAAGAGCGCUCUAUUCAUGUGCUUGGAACGCUCUCGUUUUGACGAAUUUUACCGAAUCGACCAGUCUGGAUGCAAUGUUGGCUUUGGUUCAUGUGGCUCUCUACCUGACUUGGCGUAGAGCAGGCAGAUAUGCGGAAAGUGCUUGGCCUUUGUUCGGACUGAUGUCAAGCAUGAUGGUUCGUUCUGGCUUGCAUAGAGAUCCAGCCCACUUUGACAUAAGUGAUGCCGACCGGGAGAAGCGCAGGCAAGUGUUUUGGGAUCUGCACGGGGUUGAAACACUCCGAUCUCUAGGAUUCUGUAGGCCGCCUGCCAUUCUUGAUCGACAUGUUGAUACACGCCUUCCUUCCAAAUGGAAGCUAGACGACGAAGAGGAAGGAGCAUCUGCCUUUUUCGCAGCAAAGAGCAUGCAAACGAGACUGAUAAAUCGUGUCCUGGACGAUUGCCUGUGUGCCACAUCUUCGUACUCAUUGACGAUGAAGUACGAUGAAAAGAUUCAAGCAUUGCAUCGUGCUUAUCCUGAUUGGAUGAAGCCGACAAUACUACCGCUAGCGAGAAGGUCAAAAACAGGCAAUGAAACGAUGGAGGAAACAUACAUUGAUUCAGCAUCACGCGAAAAGAUGCUAUUCACCAUGCGAUCCCAUCUUACGUUCCUCAAUAACCAUCAAAUCCGCUUACUUCUACAUCGAGGUUGGUUCAGUGAGGCAUUGCAACAAUCGUCAGAGACAGGCUCAAACGGACAAGAGGAUGGCAUCGAACCCGGUCUGAAUCCCAAACGGUUUCAAGCGAGCGUUGAUGCAGUCAAUCAGAGUGCAUCAAAGAUUGUUGAAUUGGUCAUAUCUGCUUGGUCACAUUAUCCUUCUUUGGUACUCAGGUGGACUUUCUUUUGGAACGCAAUCUUUUCAGCAGCUGUUUGUCGUGGCUUGUUUGCUGUGAAGAAGCGUAAAGGUGCUGAAGCUCAUUCUGCUUGGCGUGAUUUGAGAGCCGCAAUUGCACUUUUGCGUCUGGCUGUUGAUGGUUGGAGACCACUCGAAUCUCCUUUGGGAAUUUUGUUGCGUUUGGAUAAACGAGCAGAGAUGGCACUCGGUAGCGCUGCAGGAAAGAGCAGUGAAGAGGUGAAAGGCGAAAUGGGCGAUAGCGCUGGUGACGUUGUUCAUGAUCAUGCACAAGCAGCAGCUCAAGCUGCAGAUGCCGCAAGAGCGGCAAAUUUAUCGGGCGAGGAUUUGAAUUUGAUAGGCGAUGCAAAACGACGAUCCUCUAAAUCUUCCUCAAAGCACGGUCUUGAUUCGCCAUCCACCAGUUCUACAAAACGAGGAGCAAACGGAAGGCCGGACAAAAGAGUACGUAUUCAAGAAAAGGUGGAACAAGGUACGCCAAACCCUACUUCCUUCGAUCCUAGCUCGAUUCAAUCCACUUUUACCUCUCUCGCCACACCUUUUGAUGGCCUUCAAUCUUCUGCUGGGAACGGAUUUGACUUUUCAUUAUUUUCUCCGCAUGAUCUCACCAUGCCAGCCUCUUUGCCAGGAUUUAUGGUCGGAGGAACGGCUGGUAAUGCGAAUGAUGACGUAUUACCUGUCUCUUCAACAGUUUUACCUGGCGUUUCCGAAAUGAUGCCUUUGCCAAGCAUCAACCCUGACGGCACUUCAUCCACAGAUACAAACGCAUUCGGAUCAUCUUCUAAUGCAACUCAAUUAAUUCAAAUGUUGAGCGCAGGCGUAGGUUGGGAUGAUAUUUCAAGUUGGGAUAAUGCAAUUUUUGAUUUGUAAUUUUAUGCUGUAUGUAAAUUUGUAUCAUCAUUUUUUCUCACACGUUGUGUGCGUUUCGGAUAAGCAAAUAUAUUAACGAAUGAG
Meira miltonrushii is the source of this 2914-nucleotide messenger RNA. RefSeq lists its product as uncharacterized. Gene Ontology annotation, molecular function: zinc ion binding; DNA binding. Lineage: Eukaryota; Fungi; Basidiomycota; Exobasidiomycetes; Exobasidiales; Brachybasidiaceae. Bases 167 to 2830 code for a protein of 887 amino acids. The record is from RefSeq and is a predicted model, not a curated record. The transcript has a single exon. Gene Ontology annotation, biological process: DNA-templated transcription.